This is a messenger RNA of Cyphellophora attinorum, 1746 nucleotides long. RefSeq names its product Ribosome-associated complex subunit SSZ1. The record is from RefSeq and is a predicted model, not a curated record. The transcript has a single exon. Bases 1 to 1746 code for a protein of 581 amino acids. Gene Ontology annotation, biological process: protein folding. Gene Ontology annotation, cellular component: nucleus; cytosol. Lineage: Eukaryota; Fungi; Ascomycota; Eurotiomycetes; Chaetothyriales; Cyphellophoraceae. Gene Ontology annotation, molecular function: ATP-dependent protein folding chaperone; ATP binding.
AUGAGAGAAGAAACGUCAGACCCCACGGCGGGCACCACCUCGACCACACAACAGUAUGCCAUUGGUAUUUCAUUUGGCAACUCCUACAGCUCGAUAGCCCACAUCUCCGGCGAGGGCAAAGUCGAAGUCAUCGCGAACGAGGAAGGCGACCGACAGAUCCCCUCGAUCCUCUCGUACAUCGACGGCGAAGAAUACCACGGCACACAGGCCAAGUCGCAACUGAUCCGGAACAGCAAGAACACCGUUGCCUACUUCAGAGACUACCUAGGCAAAGACUACAAGUCGAUAGACCCUACGCCUGCACAGAACUCAGCACACCCAUUGGAGGCAAAUGGCACCGUCGCCUUUUCGGUGCACGACACCGAGAGCGAGACACCCAACAACGUCUCUGUUUCAGAGAUCGCAACCAGGCACUUGACACGAUUGAAGAACUCAGCCUCUGACUUCUCUGGCAAGACCGUCACAUCCGCCGUCCUCGCCAUUACCACCGACACUAGCGACGAGCAAAAAGCCGCCCUCACAGCCGCCGCGGUCAACACAAACGUCGAGAUCCUCCAGUUCAUCCCCGAGCCCAUCGCCGCCCUGCUUGCCUACGACUCCCGCGCCACCGACGGCCCCAUAUCAGACAAGCUCGUCGUCGUCUGUGACUUUGGCGGCAACCGCUCCGACGUCGCUAUCAUUGCCUCGCGCGGCGGCAUGUACAGCGUCCUCUCCACUGCCCACGACUACGACCUCGGCGGUUCCCAACUCGACACCGUCCUGAUGGACUACUUUGCUAAAGAGUUUGAGAAGAAACACAAAUCCGACCCGCGCAAGGAUCCUCGCGGCCUGGCUAAACUAAGACUUGAGUCUGAGUCCGUGAAAAAGACCCUCUCACAAUCAGCCACCGCGACGUUCUCUGUCGAGUCCCUCGCCGACGGCAUCGACUUCCGCAGCACCAUCAACCGCACGCGCUACGAUCUCCUCGCCUCCAAGACCUUUGCCCGCUUCACGGCCUUGAUCGAAGAGUGCCUCCGCAAAGCCGAGCUCGACGUGCUCGACAUCGACGAGGUCGUCAUGGCCGGUGGCACAUCCCACACGCCGCGCAUCGCAAAUAAUAUCCAGUCUCUCUUUGGUGAAAAUACGACGGUACUCGCUCCCGCGACCUCGACCUCGGCGCUGAACCCCUCCGAGCUAAGCGCGCGCGGCGCCGCCCUCCAAGCGAACCUGAUCCAAGAGUUUGAGAAGGAAGACAUCGAGCAGUCGACCCACGAGAUGAUCACCGUGACGCCACAUCUGAGUAGCGCGAUCGGCGUGGUGGUUAGUGGGCAGCCCGAGGACAGCUUCACGACCGUCAUCCCCCCUGCCACAGCGGCCCCUGCGAGACGGACAAUUACAAUCAGUGCGCCGAAGGACGGUGGAGACGUGCUUGUGCGGGUUGUAGAAGGCGAGCGGGAGAUUGAAGUCACGCAGCCGGAACCAAAAGCACCAAAGGAGAACGGCACUAAGGGUGAGGAUGACUCGGACGGCGAUGAUGACGACUCAGAAGAGGAAGAAGAAGAACCAACACGCUCCAAAGUAUGGCGUUCGAAAAGGACACUGGCGGAAGCGGUCGUGCGGGGCGUGAAGAAGGGCGGGAAGGUGGAGGUUACCGUGCAUGUCGAUGCGGAUAUGAGUGUGGCGGUUACGGCGAGGGAGAAGGGCGGUAAGGGAGGUGUUAGGGGGACUUUGGGGAAGCCGGCUGUCCAGGAGAACGGGCAUGCUUGA